UUAACUACCCGUCCGCUCGCAUCCCGCGGACUUUGAGAUUCCCCGCCAUCAGCCACAUCUCCCACCACCUCCCACCAGUUCAUUACCAUGGAUCCGGCUCAAGAUCCUAACCAGCCUUCAGGGGGCAUGCCCGAUGCCCCGGACCGGAAUACCAUGGAGCAGAUCCGCUUGAGACGACUAGCUAAGCUCGGAACUGCGUCUCCCAAACCCGAAGACUCGUCCUCGGCUUCCAGCCCAAAGCUCGCAGCGUCACCUUCGUCGGAGCAGGAUCAGGCCCGGCAGAAGAAAGCCACCGACACUCCUAAACGCCCCAUCACCAUCACACCUGCCGCCGCCACCGCCACAACCACAACCACAAGCACAACCACCCGCGACGUAUCCUCAUCCAACCAAGCAGCCGCAUCCUCCUCGUCUCCUUCCCUCGACGACAGCUCUAACAAGCGCGCCGCCGCCAGGAUCGAUGACCGAGCGCAGGGCACACAGCCCGCGAAUAAGAAGCCCUAUGUCGGCCAGGAGGAGUCUCUCCUUGACUGGACCGACAGGGUCCUUAGCGGCACCUUUCGCUUCACUCUUGAUCCCGAGCGCUUGGUAGAUGCCCAGGGACACAAACUCACCUUCCUCCCCAACUCCUCGUCCGAAGUCGCCGAGGCCGGCUCGCCGGCCAAGUUGAACGAAGAGCUCCUCGAUUCGGCCAUUCUCGAAGCUGCGACGCUCCGACCCCACAAUACUUCCCUGCUGAAGUAUCUGCUUUCUUGUUGGAAGAGGAUCACCCGUGUUUUGGGGCAGCAGCCCAAGGAUGGGUCGGCAGAAGAGAAGAGGAAGAUUCUUGAGGAGGCCAAGAGGCUGUGCAUGAGCUACUCGCUCUUCUCUCUGACCAUGCCAGAUCUCUUCGGGCGCCCGGAACCCGAAGACCUUGUCCCCUGCCUUCUCCGCGGGUACGAUCACGAGGACUCGCUGCCGAUGGACUGGACCAAGGAGGCCAUCGACCGGUUCCCCGAGGACGACCAGGUAAAGUUCGCCUUUGCCGACGCCAUGGCCAGCAUCAGCCAGAAACUGGCGGGGUUGACGAUGGAGGAUGACUUCCGCGCGUGCCUCAACGCCAUGGUCUUCUACACCAGGUUCCCGGCGCUUCUUCAGGCCGUGUCAUCCCACCCCAGGUUCUUAACCGAAGGCGGCGCGCCUGAUCUAGAGAACGACACCAUCCUUGGUCCCUUCUUCCGACUCUCUCCACUACAACAACAGGUCGCGCUUACCUACUUCCCCAAUCCUCGGCAGCUCGAUCGGUCCCGCGUCGCGCAGUCGCAAGAUGCCAUGCGGACCGUCUUGCGGCUUCAUCAGGACGAGCUUUUCAACCUGGCAAACGCCUUCAUUCGCGCCGGCGCCGACACGAGGAAUGUCAUGCUCAACUGGUUCGCCCUGGGCGUCAACCUGAACCACAAGAGGAGGGCCAUGCAGGUAGACGCCCGCGAGGUGUCGUCGGACGGUUUCAUGGUGAACCUGACCGUCGUCCUGGAUCGGUUCUGCUCCCCCUUUAUGGAUACGACCUUCUCCAAGAUCAGCAGGAUCGAGGUCGAGUACUUCAGGCGCCAGCCGCGCGUCGCGAUCAAGGACGAGACCAAGCUGAACGCCGACCAAGCGACGUCCGACGACUUUUACGCCAAGACGGACGACAAGCCCUCGAACUUCAUUUCCGAGGUUUUCUUCCUCACAUUGGCCGCUCAUCAUUACGGCAGCGGCGCCACCAACUCGAAACUCAAGGCGUUGGAGCGGGACAUCAAAUUUUACGAGAAACACAUUGCAAGCAUGGAAGCAGAACGUCACAAAGUAGCCAAUAUCCCGACGCAACUCGCCAUCUUCGAGGUCAGUCUCAAGCGCCACACGGACGUGCUCGAAAAGGCCAUCGCCAGCAAGAAUGCCAUCGAAGGCGUAUUCCUGGACGAGAAGAUGCAGGAGCUGUCUCUGCGCUUCAUGCGCUAUGUGGCCGUCUGGCUGCUGCGCCUCGCGAGCCAGUCCGACUACACCCCCGACAAGGACCUCAAGCUGCCCCUGCCGUCGCCGCCGCCAGAGGCGUUCUCCUGUUUGCCCGAGUAUGCGCUUCAAGAUGUUGUGGACAACUUUAAGUUUGUAUACCGUCACCUCCCCCAGAUUAUGCCGUCGGCCGUGGGCAACGAGAUGAUCGCACUCUGUAUCGCCUUCCUCCAGUCGUCCGAGUUCAUUAAAAACCCCUACCUCAAGUCGUCCCUCGUCACGCUCCUCUUCAACGGCACCUGGCCAUUCAUGCACUUUAAGAAGGGUGUUUUGGGUGACCAGCUGUUCGGGUACAAGUUCGCCAACGAUCACCUGCUGCAUGCGCUCAUCAAGUUCUACAUCGAGGCCGAGUCCACGGGCGCGCACACGCAGUUCUACGACAAGUUCAACAUCCGUUAUGAGAUUUUCCAGGUGAUCAAGUGCGUGUGGGGCAACGACGUGUACAAGGACCAGCUCACGCGCGAGAGCAAGGUCAACCGGCAGUUCUUCGUGCAGUUUGUGAAUCUGCUGCUGAACGACGCCACCUACGUCCUGGACGAGGCUCUGACCAAGUUCCCCAAGAUCCACACGCUGCAGGCGGAGCUGGAUCACAGCACGGGCAUGUCGGCGCAGGACCGGCAGAAGAAGCUCGAGGAGCUGCAGGCGCUGGAGGGCCAGGCCGGGUCCUACAUGCAGCUGGCCAACGAGACGCUCUCGAUGAUGAAGCUCUUCACGUCGGCGCUGGGCGAGGCGUUCACGAUGCCGGAGAUUGUGCAGCGGCUGGCCAGCAUGUUGAACUACAACCUCGAGACGCUGGCGGGGCCCAAGAUGGGCCAGCUCAAGGUGAACAACCCGCAGAAGUACCACUUCCAGCCGCGCGUGCUCCUCUCGGACCUUGUGGAGAUCUACCUCAACCUGGGCUCGUCGCAGACGUUCGUCGACGCGGUGGCGGCGGACGGCCGGUCGUACAAGCCCGAGACCUUCGACAAGGCCGGCUACAUCCUCGCCAAGCGGGGCAUGAAGGACGAGGCGGACCUGCGGCAGUUUGACGUCCUGCAGCGGAAGUUCAAGGAGGCCAAGGAGGUCGCCGACCAGGCCGAGCUCGACCUGGGCGAGAUCCCGGCCGACUUUGAGGAUCCCAUCCUGGGCGACCUCAUGAGGGACCCCGUCGUCCUCCCUUCGCAGCACGUCGUGGACCGGUCUACCAUUGUGCAGCACUUGCUGUCGGAUCCCAAGGACCCGUUCACCCGGCAACCCAUGACGAUUGACGAUGUGGUCCCCGAUACGGAGCUGAAGGCUAAGAUUGACGCUUGGAAGGCCGAGAGGAUCGCGGCUGCCAAGUCGAAGGCGGAUGCCGAACAGAUGGACACCUCGGAGGGUUAGAGGAAGAAUGAAGAAUGGGUCCAUUGUUGUCGGGGUCGGCAGCCAUGUUUUGUUUUUGUGUUUGGACAGGGAGCGCGUUUCAUUGUAUGUACGUACUCAUGAGUCCCACGACAAACAGGUUUUGGCCCACCUCAGGGGACCUUUACGAGA
Molecule: messenger RNA, 3540 nt
Organism: Sodiomyces alkalinus F11
Lineage: Eukaryota; Fungi; Ascomycota; Sordariomycetes; Glomerellales; Plectosphaerellaceae
Product: ubiquitin conjugation factor E4
Exons: 5
Coding region: 88-3390 (1100 amino acids)
Biological process (GO): protein polyubiquitination
Cellular component (GO): ubiquitin ligase complex; cytoplasm; nucleus
Molecular function (GO): ubiquitin-ubiquitin ligase activity
Source: RefSeq, a predicted model, not a curated record